UAAUCAGCUCGGCUCCUUGGUGGUCAGUGUGGAGCAGCAGCAGCAGGGUAUUAAUUCUAGAUCUGCGGGCUCUCCACCACAUUGGGUUCCUUCUUCCAGAAAGAUAAGGGGGAGGGAUCUCCCGAGCCUGACGGACAGUUUACAUAAUGAGCUUGUGAGGCCAGGAGGCAACUAUAUAAACAGCGCGAAGGGAAGCCAGCUUUCCACUCACGGAGCGAGCACAGCAGCAGCAGCUAAGGUCGGGGAAAGGAACGAGCUGCUGCCGCGCCACGCUUACACGCCCCUCCGCCUCUCUCCUCUGGGCUUGGGAGUUUUAUAAACGACGGGAUUUAACCCUCCGACCACGCCGAUGGUUUAAAAAGCAGCCCCACUGGAUUAUACCUUCCUCUUCGUCUUGGGGAGUACUUGGAAGGGAAACCUCGAGGUGCAUACUGACCUGCAUGCCACGACUUGGGAGAGCCAGGCAGCAACAGCAGCGCAUCUUUGGACCACCUGAGGAAUACAAGCGAGCCUUGAAAGCUCAGUCCGGGAGGAAUUAAGCAAAUCAUAGCGGGAGGAUGGCAGCCUUGCGCCUCGUGGGCUUGACAUUGGCUGUCGCGGUGACGCUGCAGAAGGUCUCCGGCUCGGGCGUCUUCCAGCUGGAGCUGCGGCACUUUGCCAACGGCCAAAGCGCGCUGGCGAGCGGAGAGUCGUGCGGGUCCGGCUGCAGGACCUUCUUCCGCGUGUGCUUGAUGCAUUACCAGGCGGUGAUCUCGCCGGGCGACUGCACCUUCGGCAGCAUCGUGACCCCGGUGCUGGGGAUCAACUCCUUCGCCAUCCGGGAGACCGAGGGCUUCGGCAGCCCCAUCAAGUUACCUUUCAACUUCACGUGGCCGGGAACUUUCUCAUUGAUCAUCGAAGCCUGGCACGCUCCCGAAGGUUACCAUCCAGCAGCAGGAUCCAAGCCCCCUGCCCGGAAGUGGCUCAUCAGCCAGAUGGCGAUCCGGCGCUCGCUGGCCGUGGGCGAGGCGUGGCUGCAGGACCAGCAGAGCCACGAGUGGGCCCGCCUGAACUUCUCCUACCGCGUGGUGUGCAACGAGCACUACUACGGCGACAACUGCUCCCGCCUCUGCAAGGACCGCGACGACCUCUUCGGCCACUACGUCUGCAAAGCCGACGGUGGGAUGGCCUGCCUGCCCGGCUGGACGGGGGACUACUGCACCGACGCUAUCUGUCUAGAUGGGUGUUCAGAGAAAAGUGGAUUUUGCAGAAAGCCAGGAGAGUGCAUCUGUCGUAGUGGUUGGAAAGGCCGUUACUGUAAUGAAUGUAUCCCUCAUGUGGGUUGUCGCCAUGGGACCUGUACAAAACCAGGAAAGUGCAUAUGUGAUGAAGGCUGGGGAGGCCUUUUUUGUGAUCAAGAUCUGAACUACUGCACCCAUCACAGACCCUGUAAGAAUGGGGCCACCUGCAUGAACACUGGCCAGGGAAGUUAUACAUGUUCCUGCAAAGAUGGUUUUACUGGUGUUGACUGUGAACGGAAUAUCAGCGAAUGUGACAGUAACCCCUGCAAGAAUGGAGGCAGUUGCACAGAUUUAGGGAAAUACUACAAAUGCACAUGUCCCCCAGGAUACGAUGGUGUUAAUUGUGAGCACAGUGCCUUGACUUGUGUUGAUUCUCCAUGUUUUAAUGGUGGCACAUGCCUAGAAAGAGAAGGAGGAACCAGCUAUGCUUGUAUUUGUCCUAUGGGCUUUACAGGAUCCAACUGCGAAAAGAAAGAAGACAGGUGUACCAACAACCCCUGUUCUAAUGGUGGGCAGUGCUUUGUUUUGGGCCAGCAACACGUGUGUCGUUGUCGUCCUGGUUUCUCCGGUCAGAAAUGUGAGAUAAACAUCAGCAAGUGUUCCAGAAAUCCAUGCUCCAAUGGAGGAUCUUGUCAUGACCUUGUGACUACACAUGAUUAUACAUGUACUUGCUUGCCAGGCUACACUGGCAAAAACUGUGAAACCAGAACUAGAGAUGAAUGUGCCUCUGAGCCCUGCCAGAAUGGGGGAACAUGCUAUGUUGGGCUUUAUCCUACUACUUUUGCUUGUCACUGCCUUUCUGGCUUCAUGGGCAGCCAUUGUGAAUUUCCAGUGCAUUCAGUUUCAGAGCCUCCUAAACAGGUUCCUUGGGUGGCCAUAUCCAUGGGAGUUGGGCUAGUGGCUCUUCUUGUUUUGUGCUGCAUGAUCGCUAUAGUUAUCCGGCAGAUGCAGAGACAGCCAGAACAGAAUUCAGAAGCCAUGAACAACCUGUCUGACUUCCAGAAGGAAAAUCUCAUCCCAGCGUCUCAACUUAAAAACACCAAUAAAAACAAAGACCUUGAAGUAGACUGCGUGCUGGAGAAAUCAAACUACAAACUUAAGAAUCACACAUUGGAUUAUAACCUGAUGAAGGAACUGACGUGUAGAGGGGCUCAGGAAGAUAAAUAUCAUAAAAGCGAAAAAUGUAUAGGAGAGAAAUCACCCUUCUGGUUACGCAGUGAAAAGCCAGAAUGUAGAAUAUCAGCUAUAUGCUCUCCAAGGGAUUCCAUGUACCAGUCUGUCUUUGUGAUAGCAGAAGAGCGAAAUGAGUGUGUUAUAGCCACAGAGGUAUAAGAAUGAAGGUUGCUCUGUUUGCACCUCAGUGUUGGAGAUGCCACAAGGUGGACAUUCCUGCUAAUUGUUUACAAUUCACAAUUGGAUUGGACUUGGAUUUUUUUAAUUAUAUGCAAUUUGCUGCUCUCAGGAGGAGGAGAGGAUGGAAGUGGGUGAACUGGACAGACUGUGAAUUUAAAGAUGCAAUAGAUCUUUUGGCCCCCUGUUCCCUUAUUUUGAAGUCUGAUAGAAGGAAUGUAAUUGACUACAGGGAGGGGAGAAGCAGUGAUGGUGUCUUUUACUAGCCUUUGAAAUUACUUUGCUGCCAGUUGCUCAUGGACAGUUGUGUGACUUUCCAAAACUUCAAUCUUGGAAGGUGCCCGUUGGUGCAAAAGGCACUCUGCCAUCACAGAAUAAACCAGCAAUACUGUGAGAAGAAUGAAUGAAGAAACAUGUUUUUCUAUGCAUAUAAUGGAUACAGAAUAAAUGAGCUCACCAUUUUUUUCUGGAUUUGAAAGUGCCUGAAGCGUGUUUAAGAAUCUAGAGAGCCCAAAUCAAGAUAUAACUGCCUUUCCCCCCUGCAGUACCCAAACAGUAUUGGCAACGAGUUACUUACUACCAGUACCUCCUGUUGCUUCUCUAUUUUACAUCCCUUUUCCCCUUCCAUGUAUUCCAGACAAUGUAAGGGGAGAUG
Messenger RNA from Lacerta agilis (Sand lizard), 3285 nucleotides. It is a transcript of the gene DLL4, whose product is annotated as delta like canonical Notch ligand 4. Lineage: Eukaryota; Metazoa; Chordata; Lepidosauria; Squamata; Lacertidae. The coding region runs from base 558 to 2612 and encodes 684 amino acids. Gene Ontology annotation, cellular component: membrane. The transcript is spliced from 11 exons. Gene Ontology annotation, biological process: Notch signaling pathway; cell communication; multicellular organism development. The record is from RefSeq and is a predicted model, not a curated record. Gene Ontology annotation, molecular function: calcium ion binding; Notch binding.